UUAUUUGCCAUGAGUGGUGUGGCCUGGGUCAACCCAGUGUGUCUAUAACAGCAAUCAAUGACAUCAUUCAUGCGGGGCAGCAGGGGUGAAACUGGGCGAGAGCAGAGGAGAGAUGGCAUGAGAAAUCUUUGUCCUGAAUGGGCUGUGUGUGCAGUGGACUUUUCACUCCUCUCGCCUCAAAACAUCAGCAGACACUGUAAACACUGCAUUAAAGCGAGAUGAAAUACUCCUUUGGACUUUUCGUGUUAAUCUCUUCACUGACCAUCAGCGUCUGCAAUAAGCAUUACGGAAUGCAUUAUUCCUCUUAUAGCGCGUCUCUGCGCUGUUAUAAAUGCUCGGAUUACUACGGUGGCUGGUGUACAAAUGUCCAGGACUGCACUUAUGAAGACUCGUGUUUGUCUCUGCAUGAGAAAGGAGGGAAAACAAUCCGGCAGUGCAUCAGGUACACGGACUGUGACAACUCCCGGCUGAGUCAGAUGUUUCCAGCGGUGUCUGGAUUUACGUACCGCUGCUGUAACUCUAACUUAUGUAACAGCGGGCACAGGGACACGGCCAUCCUCAGCCUGUUCAUCUCUCUGCUCAGCGUGUGGUGGAGCUGCUGCUGCUGCUAACCUUCUCACUGUAUCACAGAAAGUUCUACUCUUCUUACAUACAAUAAUGGUAAUAGAAUGUGUAUCGUAAUUGUAACUUGUUCUUUAAAUUAACAACCAUCUUUUAUGUGUUUUA
Messenger RNA from Ictalurus furcatus (blue catfish), 726 nucleotides. It is a transcript of the gene cd59b, whose product is annotated as CD59 molecule (CD59 blood group). The coding region runs from base 219 to 611 and encodes 130 amino acids. Lineage: Eukaryota; Metazoa; Chordata; Actinopteri; Siluriformes; Ictaluridae. The transcript is spliced from 4 exons. The record is from RefSeq and is a predicted model, not a curated record.